Messenger RNA from Sparassis crispa, 996 nucleotides. RefSeq lists its product as hypothetical. Bases 1 to 996 code for a protein of 331 amino acids. Lineage: Eukaryota; Fungi; Basidiomycota; Agaricomycetes; Polyporales; Sparassidaceae. The transcript has a single exon. The record is from RefSeq and is a predicted model, not a curated record.
AUGCCAUUAUCUGGAGCGCAAUCCGUUAUCGAUGACUACUUCUCUGAAACCUCUCCGACUCCCUUGCCACACCCUAGAGACUUUAGGGGAGUACCAGCACAUGACAUACGAGAUAACCUUAGGGCCCAUCUCCGAUUCUCACAGCGAAUUGGGACUAUCGGUGACUUGGAAGACUUCAUUGUUGGCAUAGUUGACUCGAUCAAUCCCAUACGUUCUAGAGCCACCACACCAUAUUCUGCAAGUACACGGACUGCCCUUGACUCGUGGAGCUCACGAUUUGUCCAGGGCAUGUCGGGUAAGGAGUUGUAUCUCCAAGCCCUAACCGUGUUGGACGACUCUCACGUGCAGUAUGCGCUUAGGAUCAUCCAUUCGCAACAAGCUGCCAAAUCAGAAAUCAUCUCCAUGCAACACGCGAUAGCAGGAGCGCGACGAUACACGGAGAGAAUGGAGACAUUGGCAUUGAGCAUGGGAGAUAGGAUCCAGCCACAGGAGGAAACACUAGCCUUGAUGUUUGCCCAGACGAACACGUAUCAACGACUCGUCGAGCUAGACGCAGACGCCACGCAGCCAUUCCUCCCUACCUUUCUAACAGAUAUGCCGCUGGAAACCCCACAAGAAGGAACACCCCCCAUACCUCCACCGCGACCAUCACAUCUCGAUUCCAUGACGGUUCCUACCCCACAGCCAUCCAAUUUGUUCGAAGGCACCUCAACGUCUUCCGCUCCAGCAGCGACUCAUGAUGGUGUUUCCAUCGCACGACCGUUGCAUCCAAACACCCCUCCGGAUUACGUAUCAGAGUGGAACUUUAGCGACAAUCCCAACCAUCAUGCCAAAGGGUUAUCCCCGAUGACCACGGAAAAUGCGGUGCAGACUGAAAUGCCUGAACACUCGGAUCAAUCAUCUCAGACCCUCGUAGAUCCAGGAGAAAGUGAGCCUGGAAGGAACAUCUCCCCAUUUCCUCCCGCCUUCUCCACAGCGCUCAUCAGGCCACACUGA